Camponotus floridanus (Florida carpenter ant) is the source of this 658-nucleotide messenger RNA. RefSeq lists its product as uncharacterized. NCBI's taxonomy places the organism in Eukaryota, Metazoa, Arthropoda, Insecta, Hymenoptera, Formicidae. The coding region runs from base 26 to 652 and encodes 208 amino acids. The transcript is spliced from 3 exons. The record is from RefSeq and is a predicted model, not a curated record.
UAUAUCUUGUAAAAUCUUUGCGACGAUGGUGACGAUGUACAAAUUACAAUAUCUUCUCAUUAUUGGAAUCUGUUUACAAUUGAGGUUCUCUUAUGGACGGAGGUUUCCUUAUGAAUUGCCAUAUAACGAAGUUAAAAUAGUUACGCAUGGUGAGCCAUGUUAUCCAUCAAAUUAUCUGCCUGUUACAAUCGAGGAACCUGUUCUGAAGCCUGUAAGUGAGGAUUAUACUUUGCCUGCAACCACUCAACCUUGUACCUAUCAACCACUCAAAUUAAACUAUCAAGUUAUCGCCGAUAAACCUCCUAUACCCUAUCAAUCGCAAGCAAACUAUCCAGUUUCUAUACAAAUACCUGAAGUACCUGAAGUACAUGAAGUACCCGUUGAAUCCUCAGAGAUAGUCAAAUUGGAUCCUUAUCGAGGAAAAUCCUACACGUAUAAUACCCAAAGUUUACCAUCUCCGUCCGUGCCAAUCUCAACAAGUUACAAUUUUGAUCUUUAUGUGCCACCUUCACCAUCUUCAACUUCAGAUGCCAGUGAGAUACCAACACAAUCACAGUCCGUUAAACUUUUAACAGGUCUUACCAGCAGAAUUGAUAGAGUUCUAAUUCCCGCCUGUGAAUCACCUACGAAGUGCGCCUGUCAAGUGAGCUAACAAAAC